Molecule: messenger RNA, 1338 nt
Organism: Branchiostoma belcheri (Belcher's lancelet)
Lineage: Eukaryota; Metazoa; Chordata; Leptocardii; Amphioxiformes; Branchiostomatidae
Exons: 8
Coding region: 82-1119 (345 amino acids)
Biological process (GO): positive regulation of T cell proliferation; immune response; T cell costimulation
Cellular component (GO): external side of plasma membrane; extracellular region
Molecular function (GO): chitin binding
Source: RefSeq, a predicted model, not a curated record
AAGACACUGAACACUGAGAGUAAAUUAACACAUUUGAUGAAGUCAAAGGCCGAUCACUGAAGGUUUCAGAAAAUCCAGAAGAUGGCGACGUUCACACCCCUUGCCCUGUGUAUCGUCCUAACAGUGACACUGGCAGGAGCUACUUGGAGAUCUUCAGUUCGAAUCAUGACGGUGACAGUGCCAAGCCCGGAAGUGACGGCCAACGCCGGAAGUGACGCAAAACUGCCCUGCACCUACAGUAUCCCGGAUGCGGCCUCUGGACUGAAGCCGACCAUCAACUGGUACAAGGGAGACGCCGGCAUCUCUACUGCCACCAAGAUCUUCUCCUUGUCGUACCAAGGCGCGGUGCAGGUACCGGAGGGUUACGGGGACUACACCGGGCGGGUAACCCUGGAGAACCCCGCCGAGGCCACCCUGACGCUCCGCGGGGUGACGGUGGCGGACAAUGGCCGCUACUGGUGCGCCGUGUUCGACUCCGACCAACACAACCAGCUCGGCAUGGACUCCAAGUCCGUCCUGCUCACGGUCAUAGAUCCGUUCGUGCAGCAGGACCAGGGAGCGGGACGGCCAGGGCAUGUCGAGGUGCGCGUGCCCGCCCAGAGACAGGUGUACGAGGGAGACGAGGUGGUGCUGCCGUGCGAGUGCGACGACUGCCACUGGACAAGCACCAAGUCCUGGUUCACAGUGUCCUUUGACAACACCUGGGCGGCUACAGAGGAGUUGAUCGCCACCGAGACUGCGUGCAUGAGCCACCAGUGCCAUGGAGGUACCGCCACCGUCACCCCGUCCUUCCAGGGCCACUUCGAGCUGGCGGCCGGCACACUGAAGAUCGCAGCAACCAGGCGGGAGGACAAUCGCAGGUACUGGUGCCAGGUAGAGGACAAUACCUACACCUCUCGCGGCAGCGGAGUGGACGCUCAGUCCGUGGCUCUAGCCGUCGAGUCGCGCUGCACGGGGAAGCCGGCCGGCGUGUACCAACACCCCGACGACUGCUCCAAGUUCUUCACCUGCGCGGAGGGCGGCCUGCAGUAUGACGGCAUCAACACCUGCCCAGCCGGGCUGCACUUCGACCAGACUGGUGGCUACUGCAACUGGGCCAACCUCGUCACAUGCCUGUAGAUGGCAACGCCGGGAACCCAAACUAAGCCAAACAGUCCGACUGAAAAGUCAAACCGCCUACCACAAUCAAAGACGUAGCUUUGUUGUAAAAGGGGUCUAUUGAAUUUGCAAAAAUACAAUAUUUAGUAAAUCCAGUACUUUGCCUAUAAGGCCAUGGUCCUCUUGUGGGCCUGGACUUCAGACUGUAAAAUGUGAUUAAAAUGAUGUCUUGCAACUUAA